UUCUCAUCUCAGCUCAGCUCCAUCACUCCACUCAUUUCAGGAGGCAGCACACAGCAAUAGAUAGGUUUUGUCGUCAGAAGAUGAACGGAAAGAAGGGCAACAGCAUUCGCAUCGAUAUCGGCUUGCCGUCGAGUGCAGUGCCACGAGAAACUGCGAGGAAAUCCGGGAGCGGAGAAGGCGACGAGGCCAUCACCAUCCCCCUGAGGAAAUGGAUGAUGGAGGUGUGGCAGUUCGCCAGGGAGGACACCAACAGGGUGACCUUCUCGCUCAAGGUAGGUUUGGCCUGUCUCCUCGUAUCGCUGCUCAUCCUCCUCCGAGCUCCCUACCAAGUCUUCGGCGCCAACAUCAUCUGGUCCAUCCUCACAGUCGCCAUCAUGUUCGAGUACACCGUCGGUGCAACCUUCAAUCGAGGGUUCAAUCGAGCACUAGGGAGUUUACUGGCAGGGGUCUUCGCCGUCGUGGUGAUCCAAGUGGCCAUGUCCAGUGGCCACGUCGCAGAGCCUUACGUCAUUGGCCUCAGCAUCUUCCUCGUCGGAUCUAUUACGUCGUUCAUGAAGCUGUGGCCGUCGUUGGUGCCUUACGAGUACGGCUUCAGGGUGAUCCUCUUCACCUACUGCUUGAUCAUCGUGUCGGGAUACCGCAUGGGUAACCCGAUCAGGACCGCCAUGGAUCGGCUCUACUCGAUCGCCAUAGGCGCUAUCGUCGCCGUCCUCGUCAACGUCCUCAUCUUCCCGAUAUGGGCCGGGGAGCAGCUUCACAGGGAGCUCGUCGGCCACUUCGACUCCGUCGCCGACUCCCUCGAAGAGUGCGUGAAGAAGUAUCUGAGCGACGAUGGGUCGGACCACCCGGAGUUCGCGAAGACGGUGAUGGACGACUUCCAGGACGAGCCGGCGUUUCGGAAAUGCCGGUCGACGUUGAACUCCUCGGCGAAGCUCGAUUCCUUGGCCAAUUCUGCAAAAUGGGAACCUCCACACGGGAGAUUCAUGCAGAUGUUCUACCCGUGGGCAGAGUACGUCAAGGUCGGCGCCGUGCUUCGGCACUGCGCUUACGAGGUGAUGGCACUGCAUGGCUGCCUUCACUCGGAGAUACAGGCGCCCUACAACCUCAGGUACACAUUCCGGACCGAGAUCCUCGAUGCCACGAACCAGGCGGCGGAGCUACUGCGGAGCUUGGCCAAAGACCUCAGCAACAUGAAGCACAGCCUCCACACCAGCCUACUCAAGCGUGUCCACGCCUCGACCGAACGCCUUCAGCGCUCCAUCGACCUCCACUCCUACCUCCUCACCUUGAGCCACGACGUCUGUGAUUGCUCGACCAAACCACCCGCUAAACUCUCCCACGUCUCGUCCUUGAACGGCACCGACGCGGACGGGAAGAAGGCCGAGGCGGAGACGUACCACGAGACGAUGAAGAAGCAGCAGAGGCGGCUCCAUUCAUGGCCGUCGAGGGAGGUGGACGACUUCGAGGAGGACAUGAGCGGGGAGUCGAUUCCCCGGAUGCAUGCGCUGGAGAGCACGGCCGCGCUGUCCCUCGCCACUUUCACGUCGCUGCUCAUCGAGUUCGUGGCUCGCCUCGACCACCUGGUGGAGGCCGCCGAUGAGCUCGCCAAGUUGGCCAAGUUCAAGCAGGAGAUUGCAUGCUAAACAUGGACUGCACCAGUCUCUCGCCCUGUUGAUCUUACACAUGUAAUAGAAAUUAACAUUCUUCGAACAAAGAAUGGUAAAGAAGCACUAAUAUGUGUCCCCA
Molecule: messenger RNA, 1746 nt
Organism: Musa acuminata AAA Group (dessert banana)
Lineage: Eukaryota; Viridiplantae; Streptophyta; Magnoliopsida; Zingiberales; Musaceae
Product: aluminum-activated malate transporter 9-like
Exons: 6
Coding region: 81-1643 (520 amino acids)
Biological process (GO): malate transport
Cellular component (GO): plant-type vacuole membrane
Source: RefSeq, a predicted model, not a curated record